Messenger RNA from Cetraspora pellucida, 1173 nucleotides. NCBI's taxonomy places the organism in Eukaryota, Fungi, Glomeromycota, Glomeromycetes, Diversisporales, Gigasporaceae. The record is from the annotation of a GenBank genome assembly.
AUGCCGACACCAAAUGUUUGGAAUUUCGGUGCAGGUCCCGCAAAACUCCCAACUUCAGUAUUACAACGAGCACAGGCCGAAUUGUUGAAUUACAACAAUACUGGAAUGUCGGUUAUGGAACUUUCACACCGCUCCAAAGAAUUCGAUAAUCUUCAUAAUAAAGCUCAACGUGAUUUACGUACCUUACUCAACAUUCCUGAUAAUUAUAAAAUUUUGUUCAUGCAAGGUGGUGGUAAUACUCAAUUUGCCGUAGUAGUUUAUAAUUUAUUAGCUGCAAAAAGACACCAAAUAGAUGAUGAUCUUGAGGAAGAAUUCAAUCCGCCACUGGAUUACUUAAUCACAGGCUCAUGGUCAUUAAAAGCAGCAGAAGAAGCCAAAAAAUUAUACAAUAAUGUUAACAUAGUUUUUGAUGCCAAAAAAUUCUAUGGGUCAUAUGGAUCAAUUCCACCAAAAGAAGAUUGGAAACUCAGUGGUUCAAAAGCAGCAUACGUUUAUUAUUGUGAUAAUGAAACAGUUAACGGAGUGGAAUUUAAUAAUAUACCAGAAAUUGAUCCUUCAGUACCAUUAGUUUGUGAUAUGUCUUCAAACAUCCUCACACGUCGUGUUGAUAUAUCAAAAUUUGGUGUUAUUUAUGCAGGUGCACAAAAGAAUAUUGGGGCAGCUGGUUUAACCGUUGUUAUAGUUCGGGAAGAUUUAUUAGUAAGAUCCAAAAAUUUUGAUAACAAAAGUUCUGGUAUUCCUGCGAUUCCCUCAAUGUUAGAUUACAAGAUAAUGGCAGAUCAUAAUUCGCUUUAUAAUACCCCACCAACGUUUUCAAUAUAUAUUUCAAGUUUAGUAUUUGAAUGGUUAUUAGAAUUGGGAGGGGUUGAGGCCAUCGAAAAAACUAAUUUAACUAAGGCUAAAAAACUUUAUGAAAUAAUUGAUAAUUCGAAAAUUUAUAAAUCGCCUGUUGAAAAAAGUGUAAGAUCAAGAAUGAAUGUACCUUUCAAAAUUCAGCGAGAAGAAUUAGAAAGCGAGUUCUUGAAAGGAGCUAUCGAGUUAGGAAUGUUACAAUUAAAAGGGCAUAGAAGUGUCGGAGGAAUUAGAGCUAGUAUGUACAACGCUAUGACUUUGGAAGGUGUUGAUUUUUUAAUCGAAUAUAUGAUGGCAUUUGAGAGAAAACAUUGCCAAUAA